AUAAUUAUAACAUACCGACUCCCGAUCUAUCAUGAGAAAACUAAUCAAAUUCAUCUAAAUUCAUAACUAAUUAACUAACAUCUAUCAUAUCAUAAUUAAUCUAAAUAUAUCAUAACAUAUUUUCCAAUAACCGCAAUUCACUAAAUACAGACAUAUAAAUUACUAACACAUCAACAUGUAAACAUUACAUAAUUAUAACAUACCGAAUCCCGACGAGUUUCUUGAGCAGUAAACCAACUCCAAACCAGCUGAGAAAACGACUAAUAAAACACUAAUUUUUGUACUAUUUUUCUGUAAAGUAGCAAUAGGGGAAGUGGAGGUCAGUAUUUAUAGAAAUUUUUUUUUGCAAUCACCGCCUUGGACAAAAACAGUGAUGUGUUCAUCGCCAUUGUCCUCAGCGGUGAUUGCUUGGUAGCUGUGACCUAAUUUCCACCUACCAGGCCAGUAAAACGUGUCAAUUAUCACCGCUUUACACAUCAGUGAUGAUAUCAUCGCUUUACACAUCAGCGGUGAUAAGGUCUCCUUUCACCGUUUUAAACCAAAACGGUGAUUGCAUCACCGUUUUGGUAGAAAGCGAUGAUGCUUUCAUCGCUUUUAACCAAGACAGUGAUGCAAUCACCGUUUUGGUCCAAAACGGUGAAAGGAUCAUCACUUUUGUCCAAGACAGUGAUAGCAUCACUGUUUUGGUCCAAAACGAUGAUCCUUUCACCGUUUUGGACCAAAACGGUGAUUGCUUUCACUGUCUUGGUUUGCAGCGGUGAUAACCAAACUGCUGUAUUUUGGGAAAUAAUUUUAUAAGUACUGUAUUUUGGAAAUUUUUUUUAAUAAUUAGUGUAUUAUGGGAUUUUUUCCUACUUCCGCAGGGAAGAAGAGUAUCUGAGAAGGAACAAGUCAUUCUAACAUUAAAUCUAAAAAGUUCAGGGGCUAAUGUUUACUAUCUAGAGGAAUACGGUGACCAAUUUGUCAUAUUAUUCAUUAACCCCUACUCUAGUCUAAACCUUGCUCUCCUCUUCACUGGCACUGAUCCCACCAUUCCUAACCCUUCGCCGGCCGGCCGGCCGGCCAUCCUUUUCAUUCACUAAACAACAAAGGAAAGCGAGCAGCAGCGACCUUUGGACGCCACUUCCCUUCUCCAUUCGCCUACUGCUGUCUGUUUUCCCGGCGGCUUACAACUAUGUUGUCCUGAAAUCAAUGCUCUCUGACGAAAGACACUACUGCUAUAGCAUGAUCAAAAGCCGACGAGACAAACCGUUGAAAUGGUAAUAAAGUCUCCCCUCUCGUUCCAAAUAGAGUCAAGGUACGUUUCACAUAGAUUUCCCCUUCCCUUUCUGCAAAAAGAUCACCGAGCCGCCGCGAGUUGCCUGCUUCUUCUCGCCCGCUUUUCGCUCGCCGCCGGCUCGUCGAAUCAGGACGGUGUCGAGGCCGUUUACCGCGUCAUUAACAGUGUAGCAUCGUCUGAUGACCUUAGGCAAUCAUUGAAAGCGACGGGGGUUUUCCUUUCCAACGAUGUAAUCGAUAAGGUUCUGAAGAAGUUCCGGUUUAGCCAUGGAAACACUCUCCGUGCUCUCGAGUUCUUCAAAUUAACAGGUGACAGAAGAGGGUUUUAUCACUCACAGUUUUCUUUGGAUACCAUGCUUUACAUUCUCGGGAGGAGCCGCAAAUUCGAUCACAUUUGGGAUGUUCUGGUUGAGAUUAAGAAGAAAGAUAGGAACUUGAUAUCUCCACGGACUGUGCAAGUGGUUUUGGGUAGAAUCGCCAAGCUAUGUUCGGUCAGGAUGACAGUGGAGUCGUUUAGGAAGUUCAAGAAGUUGGUUCCUGAGUUCGAUACCACUUGUUUCAAUGCUCUGUUGAGAACCCUUUGUCAAGAGAAGAGCAUGACUGAUGCUAGAAAUGUCUACCACAGGUUGAAGACCGAGUUCAACCCGAAUUUGCAGACCUUCAACAUACUCUUGUCCGGUUGGAAGUCUGCUGAGGAAGCGGAGUCGUUCUUCCGCGAAAUGGAGGAAAUGGGUGUGAAACCUGAUGUGGUUUCCUACAAUUGUCUGAUUGAUGUGUACUGUAAGGGAAGGGAGAUGAAGAAGGCAUAUGAUAUGAUUGGAAAGAUGAGGGAUGAAGAUAUAUCGCCGGAUGUUAUAACGUAUACUAGCAUCAUUGGAGGGUUAGGGUUGAUCGGUCAGCCGGACAAAGCCAGAGAUGUGCUGAAAGAGAUGAGGGAAUACGGUUGUUAACCAGAUGUUGCAGCUUAUAACGCUGUUGUCCGAAACUACUGCAUUGCCAAGAGACUUGGUGAUGCGUAUGACUUGUUGGAUGAGAUGGAGGGGAAGGAACUGAAUCCUAAUUCCACCACUUACAAUUUGUUCUUCCGUGUGUUUUAUUGGUCGAACGACCUGCGCAGUUCGUGGAACUUGUAUCUGAGAAUGAUGGAUGCUUGUUGCCUGCCUAACACACAGUCAUGUAUGUUCCUGAUCCGGUUGUUUAGGAGGCACGAGAGGGUUGACUUGGCACUAAAGCUGUGGGGGUGAC
Molecule: messenger RNA, 2523 nt
Organism: Linum trigynum
Lineage: Eukaryota; Viridiplantae; Streptophyta; Magnoliopsida; Malpighiales; Linaceae
Source: the annotation of a GenBank genome assembly